Messenger RNA from Mercenaria mercenaria, 4992 nucleotides. Its product is annotated as WD repeat-containing protein 54-like. Gene Ontology annotation, molecular function: protein binding. Lineage: Eukaryota; Metazoa; Mollusca; Bivalvia; Venerida; Veneridae. The record is from RefSeq and is a predicted model, not a curated record. Gene Ontology annotation, biological process: cilium assembly. Gene Ontology annotation, cellular component: ciliary basal body; centriole. Bases 59 to 1045 code for a protein of 328 amino acids. The transcript is spliced from 9 exons.
UUGAAAGCGUUCUCGGCAACCAAGAUUUCCGGAAUUUUUCUGAACAUAUUUUGUUAAAAUGUAUCGUAAAUCGAAAUCCCUUGCUUUGAAAAGCAGUGCAUCUAUGAUCGGCAAUAACCUAACAGUUUUGAACAAUGCUGAUCGCGGCUCAUUAAAUUAUGCAUCAGUCCACAAAUAUUUGAUCAACAUGGUGUCUACCUCAACAGAUGGUUCCCAAGUCACACAUAAACAAGUAAUCUGUAAAGAGCCAUCAGCCACACAACAAAGUAGUUCAAUGAUAAUGCAGACUAAAUGGGUACACUUAGCAAAUGGUAGAACAGUCCUUGUUUUAACAUCUUUAAAAGGAAUUCAGAUGUUUGAGUAUGAUGGAACAUCAAUGAUUUACUGGCAUGCUACAGGAGAUGUAUCGUCUGAAUCUUCAGAAAGUGCAAAUUUUGGAAGGGGUAUUGCUGCAGCUGGUGAUGGUCUAGUCUGUGUUGGUACUCAGCAAGGUCAAAUUUUAGUAUUUGAUGUUCCACCAAAAGGAGCUAGUGUAUCAUUAGCAACUACAUGUCAAGGUCAUAACAGGGCAGUGUGUGACUUGGCUGCAGAAGGCGAUGUUCUAGUCAGUAGUGAUGAAGACGGUCACAUAAUCAUCUGGAAAGUGUUUGGUACAAGUGUUCAACAGACUGCCAAAAUACCAGGAAAUGGGGAGCCAUGUACAAGCCUGGGUAUAUGGAAGGGUAUAAUUGUUGCAUCAUUUGGUAAUGGUCAGAUAUGUGUGUACACUGCCGCUGGUAAACUCACGGCCACAGUAAAUGCUCAUGCCAGAUGGAUUAAUGCUAUAGAUAUUGCCAAAGAAUCAGGAAUGGUUGUAUCUGCAAGUGAGGAUUCCUAUGUUAAAGUAUGGCAGCUGAUCCCUGGAAAUUCUCCAUCUAUUGAAUUCAAGUUUGCCGAAUCAGUGACAGACCAACAACUCGUAGGUGUACAGUUUAUUCAUCCUGCCGGUCGAGGAUUUGUAGUGUCGGGAUAUGACAGCUCGGACCUGAACUUCUUUUUGCAAUAGUCAAGAUAACCAAAAUUAGAAACAAAUUAUUUUUAAUGAAAUCAUGUUAACAAAUAUACAAGAAUCUCUAAGAAUAGUUGUAUAAAAACAUCAUUGCUUAUGAUUUUAUAUCUCCAAGACAAAAUGUGAAACAUGUAAUAAACCUGUUUAAAAAGAUAAAAAAUCUUAGAAUACUAAAUGAACUUUGACAAGGUUUGGACAAAUUGAAAAAAUAUAAGACAAUAAAUUUACUGCAUUUAAUGAAAUAUGUGUUAAUAAAAAUGAACAUUUAAGGGUUUAAAAUGAAAGGGUUUUGUAAUGGAGAGUUGAGUCUAUCUGAAACAUAUAAAUGUAAUAAUAUAAUGGAUUCCAUAAAGAUGUUUGUUGAGCUUAUUUGUUAUGGCCUUUUGAUGCUAGAUAUGAUUUACUGGAAGUGUUUUAAGACAUACAUAUACCAGAUAUUGUUUUUUGUGACAUAUCAUACUUUAUUGUAUCACAUAUCAGAUAUUGUUUUAUUAUGCAGUAAGCAUUGUUUUUGUUGCUAAGCAAUUUUGGAAUUGAUAAAAAAAAUUAAAACUUCCGAAACUUUUACAAGGCACAAAUAGCUGAAUAUUUACAGUCUGUUAUUGUUAAAUUACUUCUCCUAUUUUGGAGUACAUGUAAAUGUACAUGUAUAGGUAACAUAUUGUUCAUGUCCAAUCUGCCUUAUACAUGUACUCGCCUCAUUUGAUUAUGAUAACAUUGCUGUAUUAACAUUUUAAGGAAAAUAACGUAUUAACUUUUUUUUUGCAGCUGUAUAGAAAAAAAAAAACAGUUGAAAUAGAAUCUUACCACAGGAGGUAUAUUAAUUAUUUGGUUUGUUAAUGACCGUUCACAGAAAUAUGUUGGGUCAGUAUGAUAAAUGGAGGCUGAGGAGUUAACAAAGUCCCCAUAUUUAUCAUACUUAUCCAACAUACUACUAUGGAGGGUCACUAACAAACCCAAUAAUAACCACUUACCUUUAAGCUAUCCCAGCAUGGAAAUUGACUGACCCUGCACAGAAAUACAUGGGUGGGGGUGGCAUUGUGUGGCCACCUUAAACCAAGGACAAUGCUAGAAUUUUGUUGGAAGUAAAACAAAAGAGAAUAAUUUAACUAUACUCUUACCAACAUGUCACUUAAGAAUUUCUACACAAUCUAGAUGUUUUUAUUUCUUUAGAUUGUCUGUCUGUAUUAGGCUUAAAAUGUUAUGUCAGCAGUGAAUGCAUGUCUUACAUUUAGGAGCAAAAUUUUACAUUUCCGUUUUACAGGGUUAUAUGUCUAGUUUACAAAUAAAAUGUUUGUUUUUUUACUUCGGAGACUCAUUCAUGACUUUGAUUUACCAUUAAUGCAGUGUCAUUUUUUUGUGGAUUUUCUUGUAACUGUUGUGUUUAUCUUAAAAUUUGAAAUCCAUCAAUCUGUGUCUUAGCCAAAUAGCUGUUUUGGCAGAAUCCACAAAUUAAAUUAAAUGUUUUCAUGGUUCUUUUGCAAGAUUAUGAAUGGAUAUUCAUGAUAGCAAAUAUUCUUUUACAUCAUAUAAUGUUUUUUUAGCAGAUAAUGUUCACGCUAAAGUAUUUCGUUUGAUAGUCGUAAUUGUGAAUGUUUGCAGAUAUUAUGAUACAUGUAUGUUACAAUUUUUAAUAUAGAAAUGUCCACUCCAUGGAGGGAAAAGAUACAAAUGAGCUUGUUACAGCUAGAAAUUAUCAUUUUGUGCUUUCCAUUUUUGUAAUGUAAUGAAUGUAUAUUUAUAUAGGUAUACAGACAGAGAAGUUUAUGGUCAAAAUUUACAAGUGCAGGUGCUUACAAUUCUGUUGUAUUUUGUCUGUUGUACACUGUGAUAAUUACAAAAAUGUAUUAGUGAACCAAAUCCAUUUUGUUUUGAUAUUUAAAUUUUUACAGCUUUUACUAUUAUUUUCAUUUUCACUUAAUUUUGUCAUAAAGUCACCAUGCACAUAAAUUUCUAAAGUAUCAGCUGGCCCCACUCUCAAGGCUUGUCAGUAAGUUUAGUUUGAGGACCAUGACCAAAACGCUACUGUUCCACUUCAUUCAUUUUCCAAAUUGUGCUCAGCUCUACCAACAGCAGUAUCCAAGUUUACAAAACCAAGUUUACAGCACCAUGUUUUGAGACCAAUGUGUGUUUGUGUGUAUAUAUUUAGCUUAUUUAAAGUCCCCACAAGGGAACCCCAUAUAGGUGAUUCCUCCAGGAGACUGUUAGUAAUUUUAGCUGGAGGAAAGUGCAAGAUGUAUAAAAUGUUCCAAUUCCAUAAGAUUUUUUGUUUUCAUAGUAGGCCAGGUAUACAGCACACAUAAACGGGACUCUUGUCCCAAUGUUAGUAAUUUUUAGUUGGAGGAGUGGUGGCUCAAACUCAUGACCCCUGGUUUUGUAGUCAGUCACUACACUAAGCGACUGUGUCCACUCUGUUGAGACCAAUCUCAGAUUAGCCAUUGGUCAGUUUCAGGACUGAGCUCCAGUUCAACCAAUCACAUCCUGGAGUUUCCUGACUGAUAUACAAGGUCAGCUUUAUAACAUCACAGUUUAGAGACUAGUUUCCACAUUCAGUUUUAAAGUUAGAACACUCUGCCUGUAGAAUAAUCUAGAUAUUUUUUUUUUGUCCAUUUCUUAUAUCUUUCUAUAUAAAAAAUUGAUCUCAUCUUGUAUUUUCACCUUGCAACAUUGUGUUAUCGUAUUUCUCUGAAUUAUGACAGAAAUCUCUAUAUUGAAAUUAUACUUAUAUAUUUUGGUUUAAGUAAUAGUAGUUAGGUUAUGGCACAACAUGAAUUUUGUGUGUAAUUUUUGUACUAGGAGAAAGAUUAGUUUUUUCCAGUGCUCUGCUUGUUAAAAGAAGUUCCAUUUUAAACAGUCUGUGUUUAUAUUCAGUGUGUGCACUUGUGGUCUACAGCUUGAUGUUGUUCCAUGCUUAUUGCUCAGAUAGUUAUUAUUGUGCCAUCCAGGGUAAAAAUAUUUUGGAUUAUUGUAAAAAAAAAAGUUUACACAUAAACUUGCCCAUUUGAUUUUAUUGUGGCUGUAAAUGUACUGGCCUUGUUUUGUCCUUUUUUGAGAAAAUUGCCUUUCUUUAAGUGGUUGAACUAUUCUGUUGAUACAUUCAGUUGUUUCAUGUGGUACCUGUAUAUUAAACAUGAAAUUGUAUACACUUUAUUUUCACAGUAUUUAAAGAGAAAGUGUACUUUCUGCCAGAAAAUCAAAUAAUUCCAGUGAAGUAUUACUUAAAGUAAUUGAUGAGGUAGGGUUUCAAAAUUGGCUUCUUUCCUGAAAGCUUUAUUUGGGAGUAUUAACCACAUUUGAGCCGUGCCAUGGGAAAACCAACAUAGUGGGUUUGCGACCAGCAUGGAUCCAGACCAGCCUGCGCAUGGGCGCAGUCUGGUCAGGAUCCAUGCUGUUCGAUAACAGUUUCUCCUAUUCCAAUAAGCUUUAAAAGCAAACAGCAUGGAUCCUGACCAGACUGCGUGGAUGUGCAAGUUGGUCUGGAUCCAUGCUAGUCGCCAACCCACUAUGUUGGUUUUCUCAUGGCAUGGCUCAUUUAGUGAUAGCAAUAGUUUGAGUAUGCUUUCAAUAUAAUAAACGGAAAUAGGUUUUUCAGAUGCUGCACUCCUUUUUUCACUUAUUUUUCUUUCUAUACAUUUUCAUAUCAUACCUUAUGCAAACUAACAUAUUUGUGAAAAUGAAGACAGUUCUUAGCAGACAAAUCAUAAUGCAUGAUAAAGCUUUUCUAAGAUUUAUUUAGUCAUUCGAGUUGAUGUGUUAUUAGCUGCAGGUUGAAAAGAAAUGAACAUAAUUAGCAAACUAUGGCCAAACUUAUUUAAUAGCUUGUUUGUUUUGUUUGUCCCCCUACCUUACCACACUGUCAUUCAUUAACACCCUUUCCUCUUUCCUUAUGUGCAAUUGUUUUAUCUUGUGAUGCAGAAAGAAAAUAAAUGUCUUUAAGAAAAGAA